Molecule: messenger RNA, 1550 nt
Organism: Mangifera indica (mango)
Lineage: Eukaryota; Viridiplantae; Streptophyta; Magnoliopsida; Sapindales; Anacardiaceae
Exons: 10
Coding region: 181-1074 (297 amino acids)
Source: RefSeq, a predicted model, not a curated record
GGCACGACCGUCCAAAUGUUAUCCACAAACCCAGCUUCACGUUUCCAUCAAAGGACUUAAAAGAAUCUCUCCUGUGUCUUGCAGCCAACAAUCUAACUCAAGCUCAACCUUCAAAUGAAAGAACACAAAGAAGAAGCAGGAGUUAAGUAAAACAGCACAAAUAAACGAAAGCAAGAGGCCAUGAAAUCAGCAUCAUUUCUUGGGGGUUGUGGUUAUGCUUUGUUUUCUCCAUCUUCAUUUUCUUCUUCGUUGAACAGUGGAAUAAUUAUGGCAAAGAGCAGCAAAAAGCAUCCUACUUCUUCUCCAAAGGAUUCCAAUCCAACACCUCCAAGGAUUACGUCUAAUGUUAAGCAGAAUUUGCAGUAUUUGAAGCUAUGGAAGGAGUUCCAAAAGAGGAAAUCUGGCACCCCUCAGCCUUCUACCAGUUACCGCCGGAAGAGAGUUGAUAAGGAGGAACUUCCUGAAGAUAUUGAGCUCUAUCGUGAUCCUACCACAACCCUUUACUAUACAAACCAGGACAUAGUCGAUGAAGUUCCUGUCUUGCUUGUAGAUGGGUAUAAUAUGUGUGGCUAUUGGCCAAAGCUCAAGAAACAUUUUAUAAAAGGAAGGCUAGAUGUUGCUCGCGAGAAGCUAAUUGAUGAGCUUAUCACAUUUAGUAUGUUAAGAGAGGUGAAAGUGGUUGUUGUAUUUGAUGCUAUGUUGUCUGGACUACCUACACACAAGGAAAGUUUUGUCGGGAUUGAUAUAGUUUUCUCUGGAGAAACAUGUGCUGAUGCAUGGAUUGAGAAAGAGAUUGUAGCUUUGAAGGAAGAUGGAUGCCCCAAAGUUUGGGUUGUGACUUCUGAUCACUGUCAGCAGCAUGCGGCCCAUGGAGCAGGAGCCUUUGUCUGGAGCUGUAAGGCGUUGGUUUCUGAGAUUAAAACAUCACAGAAGGAGGUUGAAAUGAUGUUUCAAGAACAGAGAUCUACUUCAUUUCAAGGUAGAUUGUUGAAGCACAACCUUGAUUCUGAAGUUGUGGAUGCUCUUAAGGAUCUGAGAAAUAAACUGUCAGAGAAUGAGUCAAAGUCAAAAUAGCACAUCUUACUUAAACUUUAUAUCAUGCCCUUUCUGCACACCGUGCUACGACAAGUACAUAAAUCCAUUACCGAAGCAUAAAACAAAAUUCUCGGUUAUAGAGUUCCAAAUUCAUUCAUUAUGACCUGUAUAUAAAGAGAUCCCAGAUCAUGGUGGCAUCCAUCAGGAUACAGAGAAUGGUAACACAAAAUUAUCACUAAUUUUUCUACUUUUUUUCACCGGAGUAAAAGGUGCCACAAUGUAUCCAUUCCUAAACCAUAUUUGGCUUAUGGUUUUUUAAGGUUUUCCUUUCAAUGCCUGAUUGUAAGUUACUUGUCAUGGUUCUUUCUCUUGUUAGUCUUUGUACAUGCUGUAGUUAUUCAGUUCAUUUCUAGAAUCGAAGUGUGGUAUCGAUAAUUGUCAUUGUUUCUAAAUGAGGAUUCUUAGCUCUUAUUCAAUAUUUGGAAAGAAAGAUCAUACAUUAUUUUUUUCUUGUA